AUCUCAGUCUUGUCCAGAGGGUAACAUUCCAGAGGGCCAAUGGCCUGCUCAUCCAGAAGUAAAGGAUGAGUCCCAGCCCCCAGGCUCAUUCAAAUACCAGCCUUUUCUGGGUCCCAGUUUGACUCCCUUCUACAAGUGUUUGAUACAUUUUUUUCAUCAAACAGAUGAAAUAAUUUUCAAAAUGUGUUUAGUGUUUACUCAGUCUUCUGGAGUAGUUAUCUACCACACUCGCUGGAGAGUGAGUUUUGUCCAUUCUUUGCAGAUUUGCUCCAGAUUUUUUAAGUUUGGUAAGAUGACGCUUCUGGACUGCAAUUCUCCCACAAAUUUGUGCCACAAAUUCUUGAUAGGAUUGAGAUCAGGACUUUGGCCAGGCCAGGACAUAAACCUUUUUUGCUCUUGAGCAACUCCAGUGUUGCUUUGGCCUUGAAAGGAUUGUGAGGAUCUCAGUCUUGUUAUAGCAGGAUAAAGCAGUAUUUCCCUGCAUUUGGGUCCAUCCAUUCUUCCUUCCCAGUUUUAACAAGAUGCCCAGUCCCUGUUGAUGAAAAGCGUCUGAAGGGUCAGAAUAGUUUUUGUAAAGCAUUGUAUUUUCUUACAUUAAACAUUGCUUAGGAAAUUUAAAUGGUUGCGUUUCUAUAGCUUCCCUAAACUGUCUUUAGUAGUGCCUGACAUUUCAUAUCAUAGCAAGCAUAUGUUCCGCUGGACGACUUCGAGCCAAUAAGUUAGCUUGUCUGUAAUAGCCCAGCUGGAAAUAUCCCAAGAAAAUAAUAACAGUGAAUAAAACGACUACGAGUUUUUGGUUAAUUACAGACCACGUCCACCCUCCCUCCCCCUCUCGCUGUGAAAUAUGCAAUUCCAAACACCAUUAAACAAUUUAUGCAAAUAUGUUUUUGUCUGACGCCUGCACUACUCUUGUGCAACCUGUUGUGGGCCAGUGACUAAUGGUACUUACGGGCAAAUCGCUAGGAGACAACAGUAUAAAUAAGCUAGACAGGCUGUCUCUGACCCCACUUGGUUUUACGCACUGCCUUUGAUGACUAGAAGCGCCGGAACAAGAGCGUAAAAACGUCCUAAAAGAAAAUAAUAAACCAGAAAGUUAAACUCUAAACGACAAAAAAAUAUAUAUAUUUCUGUGUUGGGAAGUAAUUUUCACAAAAUGUCAGUGGUGAGCGCUCUGCCUUUCCUCAAGCCCGGCCGCCAGCGCCGGCACACGCUCCCGGCUAGCGAGUUCCGCUCGCUUAGCCCAGAGGACGCUAUCAGCGUGUUCGAAAUCGAGAGGGAAGCGUUCAUUUCUGUGUCAGGAGAGUGCCCGCUUCACCUUGACGAGGUGCGUCAUUUCCUCACUCUGUGCCCCGAGCUGUCCCUCGGCUGGUUCGAGGAGGGGCGACUGGUGGCUUUCAUCAUCGGAUCGCUGUGGGACCAGGAUAAGCUAAACGUGGAUGCGCUGACCUUGCACAAGCCCCACGGCACCACCGUGCACAUCCAUGUGCUGGCGGUGCACCGCACCUUCCGGCAGCAGGGCAAGGGCUCCAUCCUGAUGUGGCGCUACCUGCAGUACCUGCGCUGCCUGCCCUACGUGCGCCGCGCCGUGCUCAUGUGCGAGGACUUCCUGGUGCCCUUCUACCAGAAAUCCGGCUUCAAGGUGCUGGGGCCCUCGGACAUCACCGUGGGGCCCCUGACCUUUGUCGAGAUGCAGUACCCCGUCCGAGGCCACGCCUUCAUGCGACGCAACAGCGGCUGCUGAACGACCCCCCCCCCCCGUCCGGGACCCGAUCCGCACGCGUCUCAAGGCGAACAGAGCGGGAGGAGCCCGUGACUCAAUUUUGGGGAGCGUACAGUCCGGGGAACGUACAGCUUCUUGUUGCCGUGGGCUACAGUAGUGUAUAUGUGUGUUUGUGUGUGUGGGGCUAGCUAUUUCUCGGUGUUGUGCAGUAGAGUAUGUCUUUAUGCCUUGUGGAUGUUACGGAAGUUAGAUGACCCCCCAACAGAGACAGGAAUGGCUCUUCCUAGCUCUUCACAUGUAUUAAAUUUGUUGCUGCUUCAUGCUCCUUAACUUAUCCCAUCACUAGGCAGUCCAGUUCCUCACCCAAUCAUAAUAGAGUAUCUUCAGUUUAUUCAUAAUAUUAGAGAUCCUCGUUACUCUGGGUAAUACUUAAAGGUAUAAAAGUAGUUAUUUCAUUAUUGUAUCAUAUAACAAUCUUUUUUUAUACGCACAAAAAUUCUGUUUAUUUCCCCCCCCCCUCCAA
This is a messenger RNA of Anguilla anguilla (European eel), 2243 nucleotides long. It is a transcript of the gene aanat1, whose product is annotated as arylalkylamine N-acetyltransferase 1. The record is from RefSeq and is a predicted model, not a curated record. Lineage: Eukaryota; Metazoa; Chordata; Actinopteri; Anguilliformes; Anguillidae. Gene Ontology annotation, cellular component: cytoplasm. Gene Ontology annotation, molecular function: aralkylamine N-acetyltransferase activity. Gene Ontology annotation, biological process: circadian rhythm; response to light stimulus. Bases 1154 to 1741 code for a protein of 195 amino acids. The transcript is spliced from 4 exons.